Coregonus clupeaformis (lake whitefish) is the source of this 8172-nucleotide messenger RNA. Its product is annotated as formin-like. NCBI's taxonomy places the organism in Eukaryota, Metazoa, Chordata, Actinopteri, Salmoniformes, Salmonidae. The transcript is spliced from 17 exons. Gene Ontology annotation, cellular component: nucleus; actin filament; cytoplasm. Gene Ontology annotation, biological process: actin nucleation. The record is from RefSeq and is a predicted model, not a curated record. Bases 702 to 4706 code for a protein of 1334 amino acids. Gene Ontology annotation, molecular function: microtubule binding.
ACCAUGCCAGGAGGGCAACUCAGACUGUAGCUCUGAUUCAGGUCUCUGUACCUACACAUACGGUAGGAGAGGAGAAGUGGAACAUUCCGGACCAAAUUCAAAUAACUUUGAAUUUUAAAACUUUGUUCCGUUGUUUUCCUGAGAAACUGAGCAUUUGUUCCUCCUGGAUUCCCAGGGAGAUUAUUCCGGGACAUUCUUCCUGCCUCUGAACAGUUUGACUUGACCGGGCACGUCAUUGGAAUUCUGCUCUACAACACUGGAAGUUCUGGAACACUGGAAAAUGUGUCUGUGACAUUUAACGUACAGUAGAGGCUGUUUGGGAUUUAAUAAAGUUUUCUAUUCACAGCACAGCAGGGCUUUGUGUUGCCAAACAGGAUUACAGGAUAGCAGGGGUUAUAGCUGGAGCCCUCCUGGAGAGGGUAAUAAGAGCUAGGGGAUUUGUCCUCACAAAGGCCUUUUGUUCACUGGAACCAGUAGAAGUGGAACACAGCUGGGUAGGUUGGAGUGCUGGAGGUGUAGAGAUGAGCCUUUUGUGACACUCUGAAUGGACACACUGUGCUGGGGUAGCCUCUCUACCUGGCUGGCUAGUAGUUACAUUUUAGUCAUUUAGCAGACACUCUUAUACAGAGAGAUGUGUAAGUAAUAGCUCUGAGGGUGAGGGGAAGUAGCAAUCCAAUUUGUUCCGCAAUAAGAUCUCCACUAUGUUUACUCGUGGAGACAAGACUGAGCCUCAGAGGCUGGCGGGAGAGACUGCGGUGCUGACGGCUUUCAGGACCCUGUCUGAUGAAGAGCACUAUCUCACAGGGGUCAGUGAUCAAAAUGCCCUGGAUGUUAUCAAUGAUGUGAGGGGUAUGAGUGUGGCCACCUUACUUUCAGAGGCCACCUUACUUUAUACUGAGGACAGGAUUGAAUCAUGGGAGAAUGAGUCCAGUAGCGUUGUGACCUCUCCUCCUAACCCAGGCCAGGUGUCUGUGUCCACGGCCGACCCAGGUCUGGUCCAGGUCACUAUGGUGGAGAUCUGUAGCGACACAGAGAUGGAAGAUGAGGAGGGGAUCAGCAGCCUCAGCCAAUCGGACAAGCAUGCCGCCCCUGUAAUGUCCUUCCCACCUGACGAUGACCAGUGGACAGUGGCAGUGGGCGAUGAUAACAAGGGUCAGCUGCCACCCGCUGGCCCAGUGAGAGGUGCCAUUGAGACAGACAUAAAGCUGCCUGUGUUUAAGCCACACAGUCUUGUGGAAAGAUCCCUCAAAGACACCUCUGUUCUAUACUCUGCGAGGUUUAUGGGCAGAUCUAACAGUGGGACGGAUCUUGGACCGCUCUCCUCCGUCUCCAAACCAGAAGUGCCUAGAGAUGGCUGCAGCACCGACCUCUACACUGAUCCCAGGCCUGUGGAGGUGGGUGUGGAUGCAGCAGCCAUGGGUGCCAAGGGGUUCAGCCAUCAUCACCACAAAGUAGCCAAAGGCGUCAGCAUCAGCCAGGAGGUAUUGGGCCUUACUGACAUGUGUGCUGGAGACAACGCUGCAGUGGCUUCACCUCUUAACUUGUCUCUCACCUCUGAACCCCAGACAUCAGAGGCAGCAGCAGAUGACACUGCCUUGCAGUCAGGACAGCCAGAGGACCAAGAUUCUGGACAGAGGAAGGAGAUGUUGGGGGAAAACACUGGAACUGAGGAGCAUACAGAGCAUGUCCCCUGCCAGGAAUCCCCCUCCGCCCUCUCUGAGUCAAGGCCACCUGAAGCAGUAGAAACAUCUUCCCCUAGCCUGGAGAAGCAGCCUGACACUGAAGUGACAAAAGGUAUUUUAGGGACUGGUCUGGCCGUGUCGCGUGUUCCUGGAGAGUCCCCAACUGACAGCCAGCCAAGUGCCACUCCUGUCUCUGUCUCGCCCAGGGGCCAAGGUGACAUGCCUGCCACAAGGAGGCCCGACACAGACUUGCCCUCCUCCUCACCCUCCAGGGGCACAGCCUCCUCCCAGGCCCCCUCCUUCCAGCUGCCUGCCCUGUUCAGUGGACUGCGGGUUCUGAAGAAAGGGGCUGUGGGGGAGGAGAGGGAGACAGUGUCUGAGAUCAAACAGAGAGACGCUGAUCUGGCCCUACUGAGACUGAAGAAGACCGUCAACAAAGCCAAUAACUUCCCUGAGCAGAUCACCUCCAGUAGCAGCACCCCCAAGAAAUGGCCCGAGCCCAAACCUGUGUCUGAGACCAAGAGUAAUCUCCUGGGGCAGCUCAGCCAGCUGCUCAACCUAGACGGGACCAAGGCAGAGGACAAGCCGGACCCACUGCUAGAGCUCAGAGACAGGGAGCCUGAGAGGGGGGAGGAGGGGGCGACAGAUAAGGUUCCAGAGCCCAUCCCCACCAACCCACCAGCAGACAGCAGGAAUGCCUCAGACACAACAUUCGACACCUUUAAGAGUCUCUUCAGCUCCAAACCUGCUAAAAGGGAUACAGCGGAUCCUGUGGAUUUAGAGGCUGUCAAGAAAAAAAACAAAAGUGAGAAGGACCUGCUGAAAUCCAUCUUUGAGAGAACCUCCAAGUCUCCCAGCAGUGAGCAAAAAGGUCCAGCGGAGUCUAAAUCUGAGGUCACCUCCCCUACAGACAGUGAAGACCGGACCCCCAGGCGGCUCCAGGCCAUCUGGCCCCCGCCCAAGCUCAAGGAUGAGGAGGAGAAGGUGGGGCUCAGAUACACCGAGGCAGAGCACCAGGCUGCCCUCUUACAGCUGAAGAGAGAAUGCAAAGAGGAGGUGGAGAAAGUACAUGCAGAGUUUGAGCUCCAGAUCUUCCAGGUGCGUAUGGAGCAUGCUGUCUCCAUGUCCCAUCUGGAGGGAGUCAUCGGCAAGAUGCAGACAGACUGUCACCAGGCCUUCAGCCUGGGACACGAGAGGGGCGAGCUCCGUGAGGCCUGCGUGUCCACCGAGGACGACCUGCCUCCCAAAACAUUUCGUAAUGUCUGCAUCCAGACAGACAGGGAGACCUUCCUCAGGACGCCCGAGGGUGAGGCCAGCCGGCCCGGUCUCGGCCCCAGUCAGAACAUGCCUAAGAAACUAAAUCUGGACUCCAUCAACCUGAGUCUGCAUGGAGGAGCCUCAGGACUCCCCGGCCAACCUCCCCCACCCCCUCCCCCUCCUCCCCUUCCUCCCCUCCCUGGCCAAUCAGGACCGCCUCCACCUCCUCCUCCGCCUCCCCCUCCCCCGUUACCUGGCAACAUGGGGCCACCGCCUCCACCCCCCCUCCCAGGUUUUAGUCCCCCUCCCCCCCCUCCGGGGUUACCUGGAGCUGGCCCUCCCCUUCCUCCCCCUCCACCUGGGUGCGGCCCACCCCCUCCUCCUGGGGGUGGAUUUGGGUUUGGGUUCGGCCAGGCAGCGGAGAAGGCCCCAAGGAAACCUGCGUUGGAACCUGCUACUCCCAUGAAGCCUCUAUACUGGACCAGGAUACAGAUCCAGGACAAUAAUAAUAAUACACUGUGGGGUUCUCUGGAGGAACCAGACAUCAUAGACACCAAGGAGUUUGAGGACCUUUUCUCCAAGGCCACUCUGCAGCCAAAGAAGAAGCCCCUCUCAGACACCUUUGAGAAGAAGGCCAAGACUAAGAAGAUUAUCAAACUGCUGGAUGGGAAACGUUCCCAAGCAGUAGGCAUCCUCAUCUCAAGUCUGCACCUUGAAAUGAAGGACAUUCAGAAAGCUGUUUUGAGUGUGGAUAACUCUGUGGUGGACUUGGAGACCAUCGAGGCUUUAUAUGAAAAUAGGGCCACGAGUGACGAGCUGGAGAAGAUUAAAAAACACUAUGAGACGUCCAAGGAGGACGAGGUGAAGCUACUGGACAAGCCUGAACAGUUCUUGUAUGAACUCUCCCAGAUUCCAGACUUCUCUGGCCGGUCCCACUGCAUCAUAUUCCAGUCUGUCUUCCUCGACUGCAUAUCUUCCAUCCACCGCAAAGUAGAAAUAGUCUCCACCGUGAGCAAAGAUCUGCUGGACUGUAGAAGUGUGAAGGAUGUGAUGGGGCUGGUCCUAGCCUUUGGGAACUACAUGAAUGGAGGCAACAGGACGCGGGGUCAGGCUGAUGGCUUUGGCCUGGAGAUCCUGCCCAAACUGAAGGAUGUCAAGAGCAGGGACAAUCGUAUCAGUCUGGUCGAUUACGUAGUUGCAUACUAUCUGCGCAAUUUUGACAAGCACGCAGGAACAGACAAGAGUAUAUUCCCACUGCCUGAGCCACAGGAUUUAUUCUUGGCCGCUCAGGUCAAGUUGGAAGACCUCACAAAUGACAUGAGGAAGCUGAGGAGAGACCUGACUGCGUGUGAAAAGGCUGUUCAGAAGGUGUGUGCUAACUCCUCAGAGAAGAACCUUCAGCCCUUCAAGGAGAAAAUGGAGGCCUUCGUCUCGACCGCUCAAAAGGACCACACUGCUGAGGAUGACCGGCUCAAUGCAGCACAGAAAAGCUUCCUGGACAUGGUGGGCUACUUUGGGCUCAAGCCAAAGUCUGGGGAGAAGGAGGUGGCCCCCGGUUACGUCUUCAUGCUCUGGUAUGAGUUCUGCAGCGACUUCAAGAACACGUGGAAGCGGGAGAGUAAGAACAUCUCCAAGGAGAGGCUGAAGGAAGCGCAGGAGAACAUGAAAAAGAUCACUGCUGAGAACAGGGUGGAAACCAAGAAGGUCAAUGCCAACAGUCUGAAAGAGAGACUGCGUCAGAAGGAAGCCAGCGUGUCCUCCAGCUGAAGAGGAUGAUCAAUGAAGAACAGAGUAGAGAGAGAGGAAGUGGAGAGAGAUGGCCGAUGGGAAAGUCUGCUGGCUUCACCACUUCUAGCCUUCACCACCUGCCUCUUACCCAACAUCAUACCUCAUAUAGCCCUCCGUGCUCCCACGCUGUGGACCUCUCUAUUACGGCACCAUUCUACCGUCCCUACUGACUGGACCAUCUCCACUACUCUCCAUGGGGCACCCCUCUUUCACCUCAACCUCGUCCCCAGAUGAGAGGUACCUUGUGUGGCUUCUAUCACCUGUGUAUCCCUAGGACCACCAUCCAGACCAACACUUACACCAUGGGAAAGAGGAACCUGUUUGCCUGACAACCUGCUGUAGAUUUGCCGGCUGCUAAGUCUAUGCAGGCUGCUAAGUCUACAAAGAGGGUCGUUGGCUGACUAAACAGCUUACGUGAUGAGAAUCACAGGGGCCAAAGGUCAACCUCAUUCAUCCAGACUGGUGUGACCUCUGAAUGGCCAGCCUGUAGAGCCUGCUCUGAGGGGUGCUGGGGAUCAGGAUAAUGAGCACUCCAGCUGACAUAUCUAUACUGAUGACCCCUGACCUCUAGGCUUCCUAGGCCUGCUGGAGCUGAGGACCUGCAUUCAUUCCUCAGUCUGGGUUUCUUUCAUGACAGCAUCACACAUCCUGAUGACAUAAUAAAAUGCAUUGAAGCUAGGUUAUGCAAAUACAGUAAAUACAAUAAAAAUUAAGAUGAGGCCUCAUUGUUGUUGGGCUAUGUUAACAGAUAUGGCUACCAGGUGAUGUUCACUCAGAGGAGUUGUUAUUCUAACAAUGAUUUAGAAUAUGAAAGCAAAAUACAAUACUUUAAAGUAAAGAAUAGCUAUUAAUUUGCUGUGGCCCAUUUUUUAAGUGUGUAUUGUAAAUGAUUGCAUAUGGUGUUUGUUUUCAAAUGAGCAGGGACUGAAACGUUUGACCUGAUGUUGUAUUAUGAAGAGAAUCAGUAGCCUUUAUUGGACUGAGAGUCCUGUUGAAGGCAUAGCGAUGUGGGUCCUGGUCAGAAGGUGGAAACUGGAUGUUGUAACGAUGUUAACUUUCUCACUGCACCAGACUGACCCCUCCUGGGUGAUAGCCAGAGAAUGCCAGACCUUGGCAGCAAUUCCUUGCUCUCUUCCCCUGAGUCAUACAUCACGCUCUGAGAUGAACAAACAACCCUGCUAUAAGCUAUGCUGAGGAAAGCAACAGGUAUUCUGAGUAUGGCUGCCCUGACACAUUUUUGAAGUGUAUAUGAUAGAAUGGUUAGUUGUUCAUGACAUAUGUAUGUCACAAUUCUAAGCACUUUCCUGCUUGCAUCAGCUGUAUUUAGUAGCUAUAUUAUAUUUAUUUAACAACAAAUUUGUAUUUUAAUUCUGGAAGAUUUAAACGUUGUCUUGGAAAACUAUACAUGAUAGGGAAAACUAUAAAUGAUAUGAAAUAUUUAUUUUAUGGCAAAACAUUAAUUGUUUUCUCUUUGAGGCUGUAUUUUGUAUAUUAUUUGAUUCCUGCCUUUAGCUUUAGGGGGUACAUGAAUGGCUCAGUAGUCAGGCGAAAGAUGUGUUUAGUUUCAUAAGGAUAUGACCUAUAUUAUGUGGAGCCUUAUUAAUUUACCCCAAAUGGUCUUGUUUCAUACCUGACCUAAACUGAUAGGGAGAGUAUAAUUUGGCUAAAUAUAUUGACUUUUUAUUUAUUUAAAUCAAGAACAUUUUUACUUUGUUUAAAAAUAGAAACGAUUACUCAUAUCAAGCCAUGUGUAUACUUUACCCCUGUCAGAACCCAUUGAGUGUCCAAAUAACAUCGUUGUUUCAUAAUCAUUGAAUGUGCCAUUCUUUUGUAUGAAGAUAUUUCAUAAUCUUACAAGUGCACAUUUUCUGUUUACUUUAACGUUUUUCAAAACCAAAUUAGUAGGCUAGAAGUUGAAUUUGAUGAAGGCCUAUUUAUAAUGUAUAUUGGUUCAUUUAGUUACAGGCCGCUAUAUGUUUCCACAUGUUUUAGGUGUUUUAUCGUUAAAUUAAUUUGCGCGAGGUCAAAGUAAUAGAUUGUAAACAUCACAACAAUUCAGUCACCAAAGUCUUAACUGGAGUCUAUAGAUGAGGAAGCCUUGCAACUAUGGAAACGGACGUUUAACCUUCCUUUUCAAUUGUUUCUCUCCUUUCAGCACACCCUAAUAGGCCUAACAUUCAGGCUCAGUAAUGAUGCAGGAGCCAAAUAAAGUUGAAAAUAUGUGCAUUACAAUGACUCAAGUAGCCAAAUUGUUUCAUUAAUACAUAUUAUUAAUUUUUGCGCAAUAUUUAUUAAAUUGCACCUAUUCCUCUCAAAAUGCACCUUUUCAUUAUGAAUGAAUAAUUGAAACAUGUUAGAAAGCAUGAUAAUAAUAGGAGAAAGUAGACAUAAGUUAAUUGGAUAUAAAUGGAUAGAAACAAGCAAUUUCCCUAAAAUCAUGACUUGUGUAUUAGUCUACAAUUGGCCGCAAACUUGAUCAUGUCCACACUACAGUAAGUACAGUGAAGGCACGGUAAGGCUAAAUCGAAGAAAAGCGAGGCAACUGACAUGUUCUUAGCCUAAAACCUUGCAUUUCCAUGUGGAUGUAUUUUUUAAGCAUGGGGCAGCAAAUUGCCAUUUGCCAAAUGCUCACGAGGCUUAAACAAUUGGACGAUAAAGAUUUGAUAAAGAAAACUCUGCUCGAUAUUACAUUUUUGGGGAAGGGCUAUUGAUUGAUUGAUGUAUCUAUUUUUAGAGAACCGUGUAGAGAGCCAUCUACACUGUCUGAACAAAAAACAGUAAUGCAGCAAUGGUUUUACAAAUGCGUCAUAUCCCGGGUUAGCAUCAGAUUGUCCCCAGAAAGACAUGGGCCUGUGGCUGUGACAGAUUUACGAGCUGAGGUAGAGCCUAUUGUAGACUGAUAACAUCGUUUCAAUGGAGUUCUUGAAAAGGUUGUUAUGCCUGACAUGUAAUUGCGUUUCUUGUGGUCUUUCCUCAUAAAUUAUCUUCGUUUUACGACGAAAUGUAGGCUAUCCAAGAGUCUAAGGAACGUAUAAAAGUCCCAGCAAGAGGUUGGCUCCAAGCAAGAAGAAAAUAACCCCAUCGCUGGAGAAAAUGCUUUGAUUUUGUGUUUCGGGUUAACCUGAUGCAUAAAAUGUUCUGCAUGAAAUCAGAGUCUUUGCAGUUUGGGUGUGGGUUAAUUUACUAUCUGCUGUGCGCCCUGCAACUUUCAGACAAAGAACGUGAGCAAAAAACAAGAACGUUCAGUGAACACUGCAUCAAUGUCAAUAACUGUUUAUUUUGUUUUGUGGAUCACUUGCAACCGGUUUAAUAGAAUUAUCAAACCGGUUGCAUAUACAAUUGGUGUAUGAAUAACAUUUUAAAACUGAAAAAAACGCUUCCAUCUAUAGCAUUAUAAACAAUUAUGUACACUGAGUGUAUAAAACAUUAAGAACACCUUCCUAAU